CAAACCUAAGUAACAGUAUAUACCUUUGGGCUCAAAUCCAGCCAUAAAAACAGAGCAGUAGUUCAUAUUCAUAUCAUCGUCGUCUUCAUCGCAGAUAAUCGGGGCCAUGGAAUCUGCUUUCAGUUUCAGACUGUCUACUCCCUCUCUGUUUCUUCCAAACCAUCACGCUCUUAACUUCAGAUUAUCGAGAUUACAACGUUUGAGCUUUGUUGACCAACAACGUAAUCGGAAAAACGUGAUUAGGAGUUCUUAUGGGUCCGACGAAAACGGGUCGCUUGAUGGAUUUCAGUUCACACCAAGCAAGAUAUUUAUGGAAGAGGCAAUUGGAGCUGAAUAUGGAGAAGGUUUUGAGACAUUCAGACCAGAUGGACCCUUGAAAAUUGAUGUUGACUUUUUGAAUGACAGAUUACAAGAGGGUUUUCUAAAACGAAUUCGAUAUGCUAUGAAGCCAGAUGAAGCUUAUGGACUUAUUUUCUCAUGGGACAGUGUGGUGGCAGGUACUCAAGCUUUGAAGUUGAGUGCGUGGAGACAGCUUGCACAUGAAGAAGGAAAGGAGAUCCCUGAUGAUGAUGAUGUACAAAGGCUUUUGCUUUAUGGUGCUGCUGAUCAUGUUCUGCAUAAGGUGUUGCUCUGGGAGAAUGAAGCUUGCGAAUUGGAAAGAUUAAAGUCAAAGCUUUCACAGUUGUAUAGCAACAAUCUUCUCGAGCUUUCAGAACCCAAAGAAGGCCUGAAAGAAUGGUUGGAUGCAGUAUCCACCGCCCGAAUUCCUUGUGCUGUUGUUUCUAGUCUUGAUAGGAGAAAUAUGGUUGAAAUAUUGGAGAAGUUGGGGCUUAUGAAAUAUUUCCAGGCAACAGUAACGGAGGAGGAUGGCAUGGAUUCUAUGGCUCAUAGAUUACUUUCUGCAGCUGUAAAGUUGGAUCGAAAACCCUCGAAAUGUGUGGUGUUUGAAGACGAUCCUCGUGGUAUAACUGCUGCUCACAACUGCACGAUGAUGGCGGUGGGACUCAUUGGUGCACAUCCAGCGUAUGAUCUGGUGCAAGCCGACCUUGCUGUUGGUAGUUUUAACGAGUUGUCGGUGAUCAAUCUGCGUAGACUUUUUGCACACAAGGGUUCGACGUUUAUGGAACUACAAAAGCAAGUUGUAGAGAAGACACCUCCAAGAAGGAGACUCACAAUUGACACCAUCUUUUGAAAAAUUCUUCAUGUAAAUUUUUUUAAGGUUGAAUGUUAGCAUUUAUAUCAAUCAAUCAAUUCUUGUAUAU
Messenger RNA from Cynara cardunculus var. scolymus (artichoke), 1262 nucleotides. Its product is annotated as 5-amino-6-(5-phospho-D-ribitylamino)uracil phosphatase, chloroplastic. The transcript has 11 exons. The coding region runs from base 107 to 1192 and encodes 361 amino acids. Lineage: Eukaryota; Viridiplantae; Streptophyta; Magnoliopsida; Asterales; Asteraceae. The record is from RefSeq and is a predicted model, not a curated record.